AUGCCUGCCCAUCACACCCUCAUCGAGACGUAUGGCCAGCGGUCAGAACGGCCAGGCCUCACGCCAUUGGCCACCUACCUGCUGCAAUUGAUGCACUUCAAGAGGACCAACCUCUGUCUCUCCGCCGACGUUUCCACGACUGCGGAGCUCCUGCAACUCGCCGAAGAGGUCGGCGAUCAAAUAUGCAUCCUCAAAACCCACGCAGACAUCAUCAAGGACUUUACAGAUCGCACAGCUUCUCGUCUGGCCGAAAUCGCACGGCGGAGGCAAUUUGUCAUCUUUGAGGACCGCAAAUUGGGAGACAUUGGGAAUACCGUUCAACAGCAGUAUAUUGGCGGAACUCUAUCCAUCGUGCGCUGGGCUCAUAUCGUCAAUGCACACCUCUUCCCCGGACCCAGCAUUAUCGAUGCUCUGGCAGAGGGUGCAAAAAAGGCCAUUGCUGCCUACAAUACUUCUGUGCAGACCAACAUCUCCGCUUCGCCCGCACUAUCACUGGAUGGAGCUGCGGACGACCGAUCGGUCAGCAGCCGAGGGUUUGAUUCGGAGGAGCACGAAGCCGCGUCCGAGGAUGAAGAGAGCUCAGGUAUUGAGGAGGAGACCGAGGAGGAGCGACUGGGGCGGAAGAACUCCGUGGUCUCGGUCAGCACCACCAUCAGUACCAAGACAGAAGCCAUAAGUCCGCAGCCCAGUUUCCGGCCAUCCCUCUCCCGCGGUGCAUCGGGAGACAGCGACGUCGAGGAGGAAGAAGUCGAUCUGGAGGAGCUAGGUCCGCCGCCAUUCUACCGAUCGCUAUUGCUUCUCGCCCAAAUGUCCUCCAAGGACAACUUCUUCACCCCUCAAUACACCGCCGCUUGUGUGAAGCACGCGCGCGCAAAUCGAGAUUUCGUCAUUGGCUUCAUUGCGCAGGAGUCGUUGAAUGUGGAAAGGGAAGACAACUUCAUCACCAUGACGCCGGGCGUGCAGCUGGCGGCAGGCAGUGACGCCAUGGGACAGCAGUAUAAUACGCCGCACAAGGUGAUUGGCGAGGCCGGUUCGGAUGUGAUUAUCGUCGGUCGGGGUAUUCUGAGUGCCAUUGACAAGCGGCGAGCGGCGCAUGAGUAUCGCAAGCAGGGCUGGGCGGCGUACGAGGCGCGAAUCAAGGCGGGACGGAAGCGGUCGAGAUAG
Messenger RNA from Neohortaea acidophila, 1164 nucleotides. Its product is annotated as Orotidine 5'-phosphate decarboxylase domain-containing protein. Bases 1 to 1164 code for a protein of 387 amino acids. The record is from RefSeq and is a predicted model, not a curated record. Gene Ontology annotation, cellular component: cytosol. Gene Ontology annotation, molecular function: orotidine-5'-phosphate decarboxylase activity. Gene Ontology annotation, biological process: 'de novo' UMP biosynthetic process; 'de novo' pyrimidine nucleobase biosynthetic process. NCBI's taxonomy places the organism in Eukaryota, Fungi, Ascomycota, Dothideomycetes, Mycosphaerellales, Teratosphaeriaceae. The transcript is spliced from 2 exons.